Messenger RNA from Helicoverpa armigera (cotton bollworm), 3809 nucleotides. It is a transcript of the gene RpII140, whose product is annotated as RNA polymerase II subunit B. The record is from RefSeq and is a predicted model, not a curated record. The coding region runs from base 166 to 3696 and encodes 1176 amino acids. Gene Ontology annotation, cellular component: RNA polymerase II, core complex. The transcript has a single exon. Gene Ontology annotation, biological process: DNA-templated transcription. Gene Ontology annotation, molecular function: DNA binding; ribonucleoside binding. NCBI's taxonomy places the organism in Eukaryota, Metazoa, Arthropoda, Insecta, Lepidoptera, Noctuidae.
CCAUUUUAUAUUUCGACUGUCAUCAUCUGUCAAACAUUCUGAUUUUGUGCUUGCAUCGCAUCGCAUUGUCGCAUCAUAAUUAUUUAAUGUGGUGUAAUUUUGUUGUCCUACAAGUUCUGUCUUAACAAGUAAAGCGAGAAGAACUAUUAGUUCUCCUCUUUGACCAUGUACGAUACUGAGGAUGAUCAGUAUGAAGAAAUCGACGUGGAAGAAAUCUCUUCAGAGCUCUGGCAGGAAGCUUGCUGGAUUGUCAUCAAUGCAUACUUUGAUGAAAAAGGUUUAGUAAGACAACAGUUGGACAGUUUUGAUGAAUUUAUUCAAAUGUCAGUCCAACGUAUCGUCGAAGAUUCACCACCUAUAGAGUUGCAAGCUGAAGCGCAGCACUCUUCGGGAGAAAUAGAAACACCGCCAAGGUAUCUUUUGAAGUUCGACCAAAUUUACUUAUCCAAGCCUACCCAUUGGGAAAAAGAUGGUGCACCAUCACCUAUGAUGCCUAACGAAGCUCGCCUUCGAAACUUAACCUAUUCUGCACCACUUUAUGUAGAUAUAACAAAAACUAUUGUCAAGGAACAUGAAGACCCAAUUGAAACACAACAUCAAAAAACAUUUAUAGGAAAAAUCCCUAUUAUGCUUAGAUCUACCUAUUGCCUUUUAAAUAACUUAACUGACAGAGAUUUGUCAGAGUUAAAUGAAUGUCCACUUGAUCCUGGUGGUUAUUUCAUUAUCAACGGAUCAGAAAAAGUAUUGAUUGCCCAGGAAAAAAUGGCAACAAAUACUGUGUAUGUAUUCAGUAUGAAGGAUGGAAAAUUUGCAUACAAAACAGAAAUUAGAUCCUGUUUGGAGCAUAGUUCUAGACCAACAUCCACUUUAUGGGUGAAUAUGAUGGCCCGAGGAGGGCAAAACAUAAAGAAAUCGGCAAUUGGACAAAGAAUAAUUGCAAUUGUUCCAUACAUCAAACAAGAAAUUCCAAUUAUGAUUGUAUUCAGAGCUCUUGGUUUUGUGGCUGAUAGAGACAUAUUGGAACACAUUAUUUAUGAUUUUGAUGACCCAGAAAUGAUGGAAAUGGUAAAACCCUCAUUAGACGAAGCUUUUGUAAUUCAAGAGCAGAAUGUAGCUCUUAACUUCAUUGGUGCCCGUGGAGCUCGUCCUGGAGUAACUAAGGAAAAGCGUAUUAAAUAUGCUCGAGAAAUCUUGCAAAAGGAAAUGUUGCCACAUGUUGGUGUAUCAGAUUUUUGUGAAACUAAAAAAGCAUACUUUUUGGGUUAUAUGGUACAUAGACUGUUACUGGCUGCUUUGGGUCGUCGUGAACUAGAUGACAGAGAUCAUUAUGGAAAUAAACGCUUGGAUUUGGCUGGUCCUUUACUUGCUUUUCUGUUCAGGGGUUUAUUCAAGAAUUUACUCAAAGAAGUGAGAAUGUAUGCACAGAAAUUCAUUGACAGAGGAAAAGACUUCAAUUUGGAGCUGGCCAUCAAGACCAAAAUUAUAACUGAUGGUCUGAGAUACUCUCUUGCUACUGGAAAUUGGGGUGAUCAAAAGAAAGCUCACCAGGCUAGAGCUGGAGUAUCACAGGUAUUGAAUAGAUUAACUUUUGCAUCAACAUUGUCACAUUUACGACGUGUCAACUCGCCAAUUGGUCGCGACGGUAAAUUAGCUAAGCCUCGACAGUUACAUAAUACUUUAUGGGGUAUGAUUUGUCCUGCUGAAACUCCAGAAGGUGCUGCUGUAGGGUUGGUGAAAAAUCUUGCCUUAAUGGCCUAUAUCUCUGUAGGAAGUCAGCCAUCUCCAAUUCUAGAGUUCUUGGAGGAAUGGUCUAUGGAAAAUUUAGAAGAAAUAGCACCCUCCGCUAUAGCUGAUGCUACAAAAAUAUUUGUUAAUGGUUGUUGGGUUGGAAUUCAUAGAGAUCCUGAACAAUUAAUGGCGACACUGAGAAAACUAAGACGGCAAAUGGACAUCAUUGUGUCUGAAGUGAGCAUGAUUCGUGACAUUAGAGAUAGAGAAAUCAGAAUUUACACAGAUGCUGGUAGGAUAUGUCGACCUCUGCUGAUUGUUGAAAAUGGAGCUUUGUUAUUAAAGAAGAAGCACAUUGAUGACCUUAAAGAACGUGACUUUAAUAACUAUGGAUGGCAAAAUUUGGUUGCUAGUGGUGUUGUUGAAUAUAUUGAUACCUUGGAAGAGGAGACUGUAAUGAUAGCAAUGAGCCCAGAUGACUUAGCUCAAGUAAAAGAAUAUGCAUACUGUACUACUUAUACUCAUUGUGAAAUUCAUCCUGCCAUGAUUCUGGGUGUAUGUGCUUCUAUUAUUCCAUUCCCUGAUCACAACCAAAGUCCUAGGAACACCUAUCAAAGUGCUAUGGGUAAACAAGCUAUGGGUGUUUACAUUACUAACUUCCACGUACGAAUGGACACACUGGCUCAUGUGUUGUACUAUCCACACAAACCAUUGGUUACUACAAGGUCUAUGGAAUAUCUUCGAUUCAGAGAAUUGCCGGCAGGUAUUAAUUCAAUUGUUGCAAUUCUAUGUUAUACUGGAUACAAUCAGGAAGACAGUGUUAUUCUGAAUGCUUCCGCAGUAGAGCGAGGAUUUUUCCGAUCUGUAUUUUAUCGAUCUUACAAAGAUUCAGAGUCUAAAAGAAUUGGUGAUCAAGAAGAACAGUUCGAAAAACCUACCAGGCAAACAUGUCAAGGUAUGAGAAAUGCUUUGUAUGAUAAAUUGGAUGAUGAUGGUAUUAUCGCACCUGGUAUAAGAGUUUCUGGUGAUGAUGUUGUAAUUGGAAAAACAAUCACAUUGCCUGAAAACGAUGAUGAAUUAGAAGGCACCACAAAACGGUACACUAAGCGAGAUGCCUCAACAUUUUUACGUAACAGUGAGACUGGAAUCGUUGACCAGGUAAUGUUAACAUUGAAUAGUGAAGGAUACAAAUUCUGCAAAAUUCGAGUCAGAUCCGUGCGUAUUCCUCAAAUUGGAGACAAGUUUGCUUCUCGCCAUGGACAAAAAGGAACCUGCGGAAUCCAAUACAGGCAAGAAGAUAUGCCGUUUACGUGUGAAGGGAUUACCCCUGACAUUAUUAUCAAUCCUCACGCUAUUCCGUCUCGUAUGACAAUUGGUCACUUGAUUGAGUGUAUUCAAGGCAAAGUUUCGUCUAACAAGGGAGAAAUUGGUGAUGCCACGCCAUUCAAUGAUGCUGUAAAUGUGCAAAAGAUUUCCUCACUGUUACAAGAAUAUGGCUAUCAUCUUCGUGGAAAUGAAGUUAUGUACAAUGGACACACAGGCCGAAAGAUAAAUGCGCAAGUUUUCUUAGGUCCAACAUAUUAUCAGCGUUUGAAGCACAUGGUGGACGACAAAAUUCACUCUAGGGCUCGAGGUCCAGUACAAAUCUUAGUAAGACAACCCAUGGAGGGCAGAGCCCGAGAUGGCGGAUUGCGUUUUGGAGAAAUGGAACGCGAUUGUCAAAUUGCGCAUGGUGCUGCACAAUUUUUGCGCGAACGUCUUUUUGAAGUCUCCGAUCCCUAUCGUAUACAUGUUUGUAAUUUCUGUGGCUUGAUAGCUAUUGCAAACUUGCGUAAUAAUACUUUUGAAUGCAAAGGUUGCAAGAACAAGACUCAAAUCUCCCAAAUACGAUUGCCAUACGCUGCGAAACUACUGUUCCAGGAACUGAUGUCCAUGAACAUAGCGCCGAGAUUAAUGGUAGUUAAUUAAGAACAAAUGUAUUUGAUUCACUAAUUAUACGAAAAGGACUUUGAAGGUUGUUAAACUUCAAUUAAUUGGAUUUAUUUCAAGUAUUGAUAUGAAUAAAAGAAACUGCAACAUUU